AUUAUAAUAAGAGAAAGACAAAAUAGAUCAUACGGACGUUUCCCGUUCUGUAGGCUGUUUCCGGAGAGCGCUCGAAGACGACCUUCCCCUUCCUUCCAUGGCGGCGGCUCGGAUGCUUCAGAGGCGAAUUCUCUCUCUCUUCGCUCGCCCGCACUGCCCAUACUCUCUUAACACAGCUACAGAGACCUCGUCUCAGCGCCUUCUUCCUUCAGUGAAUGCAUUCUUCAGUGGCAGUGACUUCCAUGGCAAACGGUUACAGACACUGGCAACACCAAUCAACAAACCCACCAUAGACACCAACGAACAAGAAGAAGCUAUUGCUCCCGCUGGUCCAAGCAGUAACCAGAGCCCCGAAAUCAAGUUCUCUGCCAUGUCCAAUCUGAAAACAUCCUCAAGGCACGACCUCGCUAUGGUCUUCACUUGCAAAGUCUGUGAGACAAGAUCGGUGAAGACAGCCUGUCGGGAGUCAUAUGAGAAAGGGGUGGUCGUGGUCAGGUGUGGUGGGUGCAACAAUCUCCACCUGAUAGCUGAUCGGCUCGGGUGGUUUGGGGAGCCCGGGAGCAUCGAGGACUUCCUAGCGGCUCGUGGAGAGGAGGUUAAGAAGGGAUCGGUGGAUACUCUGAAUCUGACGUUGGAAGAUUUAGCUGGAAGUAGAUCUUGAGGAUGGAUAGCACAAUAGAUAAGCCAUGAAUUGAGUCAAUUGACAAUGGAAGAACUGAUACGUGGGCAGCAAGUGAAUUGAAUGUAUUAGUUUUCGAUGUCUUUGAUUCGACGAUUGCUUUGCUUGGUUCGUGAUGCCAAAAUUGCACGUGCCUUGGGGAAUAAUUACCAAAGCAUUAUGAUAUUCUCUAAUUGUAAGAAACAAAAACGAAUUGAUUCUUCUGCCUUACUAUUCCA
Messenger RNA from Punica granatum (pomegranate), 897 nucleotides. The record is from RefSeq and is a predicted model, not a curated record. NCBI's taxonomy places the organism in Eukaryota, Viridiplantae, Streptophyta, Magnoliopsida, Myrtales, Lythraceae.